Messenger RNA from Erinaceus europaeus (western European hedgehog), 1496 nucleotides. RefSeq names its product calaxin-like. Lineage: Eukaryota; Metazoa; Chordata; Mammalia; Eulipotyphla; Erinaceidae. The record is from RefSeq and is a predicted model, not a curated record. The transcript is spliced from 5 exons. The coding region runs from base 705 to 1343 and encodes 212 amino acids. Gene Ontology annotation, molecular function: calcium ion binding.
UAUGCUUGUCCUUGCAGUUUUUGCCAUGUGCACUUAACCUGCUGCACUACCACUUGACACUGGUAAAUUUUUUUAAUAGAAUUUCUAAAGAUUUAAUCUUUGUGAAUAACACAGGAAAAUAUUUCAAUUUCAAGGUUUUUUGAAAUCUGAGUUAUAAUGAGUUCAAAUGGGAGAAAACAUUUUCAACUGUAGAAUUUAUGCUACCCAAACAUUGGCGGGUGGGCAGACAGUGACAUACCUGGGUAAGCACACACAUUACAGUGCUCAAGGACCCAGGUUGAAGCCCCUGGCCCCCACCUUCAGAGAGAAACCUUCACAAGUGAUGAAGCAAGUCUGUAGGCAUCUCUUCCUUCAUAUCUCCCCUCCCCUCAAUUUCCUUGUCUCUAUCCAAUAAUAAAUAUAAAAAUUAAAAUACUGUGGAAGUAAUAUCAAGUACCAUUUUGAUCCCAAAGAGAAGAUAAAUAGUAAAUUUGCUAAAUAUUUUUAGAUCACAAUAUUAAUGAAUUACUGCAUUCAUACUGAGUGCUAAGAGCCAUUAUUUAUAUCUUUUAACUUAACCUUCAGUGUUUGGUUGCUGGGAUGUUGCCAGGGUGACAUUCUGUUGGGUAUGGGAAUAUUGAACUGUAGAACCUGGCAUCCCGGAAUGCCCAAGCUUGGAGCUAGGUUAUCUAAGAAACCUGCAGUGUGUUGAAGCCAUAUUCAACAUGGAUCAGAGGGUGUUAAAUAAACUGGUGGAAUCUGUCAGUAAUACUGUGAAGAGCUUCAAAAAAUGUGAAAUAGAGUGUCUCAUAAGACUUUUCCAAAACUUAGUAAAAACUGAUGGGAGAAUUGAUAAAACUGGAAUAGACCGUAACACAUUUCAAGAGAUUCUGCACAACAUAUUUGGAAUGACUGAUGACAUGCUAAUGAAUAGGGUAUUUUGUGCAUUUGACAAAGACAAUGAUAAUCACAUAAAUGUAAAAGAGUGGGUUAAAGGAUUAUCAGUGUUUCUUCGAGGGACUUUUGAAGAAAAGCUCAAGUUUUGUUUUGAAGUUUAUUAUCUGAAUGGUGAUGGCUAUAUUUCUCAAGAAGAAAUAUUUAACAUGUUGAAGAAUAGUCUAUACCAACAGUCAUCUGAAGAAGAGAGUGAUGAAGCAAUACAAGAGUUGGUAGAUUUAACACUGAAAAAAAUGGAUUAUGACAAUGAUGGCAAGAUAUCAUUUGCAGACUUUGAGAAAGCAGUAAAAGAAGAGAGACUUUUGUUGGAAGUAUUUGGACAGUGUUUACCAGAAGCAAAGGUACAGUUCAACAUACCAAACUCGUGGGCAGAAAAAUGUAAAGGGGCCCAGGAGGUGGCACAAUAAGUAUGGUGCUGAACUUGGAAGCAUCAGGUCCCUAGUUCAAUCCUGUGUGUACAGCUCAUGUGCCAGAGUGAUGCUCUGAUUCUCUCUUCCCACUCCAACUUUUCUCAAAAUUUAAAGAUACAUUUAAAAAAAUUUAUGACUUAUUAUUGGGUA